Sorex araneus (European shrew) is the source of this 1229-nucleotide messenger RNA. RefSeq names its product adenosine kinase-like. Bases 21 to 1010 code for a protein of 329 amino acids. Gene Ontology annotation, biological process: purine ribonucleoside salvage. The record is from RefSeq and is a predicted model, not a curated record. Gene Ontology annotation, molecular function: adenosine kinase activity. The transcript has 2 exons. Lineage: Eukaryota; Metazoa; Chordata; Mammalia; Eulipotyphla; Soricidae. Gene Ontology annotation, cellular component: nucleus; cytosol.
AGUGGGGUGGGCACGCGAAGAUGGAAGCUGCCGAGGAGGGGCCGAAACCCAAAAAGCUGAAGGUGGAGGGUCUGCGUGUGCUGAGUGAAAAUGUCCUUUUUGGCAUGGGAAAUCCACUUCUUGACAUCACUGCUAUAAUAGACAAGGAUUUUCUUGAUAAGUAUUCUCUUAAACCAAAUGACCAAAUCUUGGCUGAAGACAAACACAAGGAACUGUUUGAUGAAAUUGUAAAAAAAUUCAAAGUCGAAUAUCAUGCUGGUGGCUCUACGCAGAAUUCCAUUAAAGUGGCCCAGUGGAUGAUCCAGCAGCCAAACAAAGCUGCCACAUUUUUUGGCUGCAAUGGGACAGAUAAAUUUGGGGAGAUCCUGAAGAAAAAGGCCGCGGAGGCCCAGGUGGACGCGCAUUCCUAUGAGCAGAAUGAACAGCCCACAGAAACGUGUGCUGCGUGCAUCACGGGCAGCAACCGGUCACUCGUGGCUAACCUUGCAGUUGCCAAUUGUUAUAAGAAGGAAAAACAUCUCGAUAUGGAGAAAAACUGGACACUGGUAGAAAAGGCUAGAGUUUAUUAUAUCGCAGGAUUUUUCCUUACAGUCUCUCCGGAAUCAGUGUUAAAAGUGGCUCACUAUGCUUCUGAAAAGAACAGAAUCUUUACAUUGAAUUUGUCUGCACCAUUUAUUAGCCAAUUCUACAAAGACUCAUUGAUGAAAGUUCUGCCUUAUGUUGACAUACUUCUUGGAAAUGAGACAGAAGCUGCCACUUUUGCUAGAGAGCAAGGCUUUGAGACUGACGGCAUUAAAGAGAUAGCCAAAAGGGCGCAAGCGCUGCCAAAAGUGAACUCCAAAAGGCAACGGAUCGUGGUUUUUACCCAAGGGAAGGAUGAAACUAUCAUGGCUACGGAAAGUGAAGUCACCACUUUUGCAGUCUUGGAGAAGGACCAGAAAGAAAUCGUUGAUACCAAUGGUGCUGGAAAUGCAUUUGUUGGAGGUUUUUCUGUCUCAGCUCGUCUCUGAAAAGCCCCUGACUGAACGCGGCCGUGCUGGCCACUACGCAGCAAGUGUCAUAAUCAAGAGAACUGGCUGUACCUUCCCCGAGAAGCCAGACUUCCGCUGACGGGAAGCAGGAGUCCGACCCCGGGAGGACAGACACUGCCCUGACUGCAUCCCGAGAACUCCCACAUCAGUCAAGGAGAAAAUUGUCUGCCAUCUUUUCCGACUCUGAUAAUGUUCAUU